Molecule: messenger RNA, 1659 nt
Organism: Zasmidium cellare ATCC 36951
Lineage: Eukaryota; Fungi; Ascomycota; Dothideomycetes; Mycosphaerellales; Mycosphaerellaceae
Exons: 2
Coding region: 1-1659 (552 amino acids)
Cellular component (GO): endoplasmic reticulum membrane
Molecular function (GO): sphingosine-1-phosphate phosphatase activity
Source: RefSeq, a predicted model, not a curated record
AUGACCAACAGGCUCAGUUCUCGAUACCAGGCCCAUCUGCGCACUCCAUCGCCGGAUCCUGACGCGGGCCUGCGAGGACUCAGUCAUUAUGAGCGCCGCUUGCCAAAGUGGCGGUAUCGACUGCGAAGAUGGCUGAUUCCUGUUGUGCGAUCCGAGACUCCCCAUCUGGCUCGCAUGCAGACUGCGCUACGGUCUCCUGUUCUGGACUCCUACUUUGCCAUCACUGCGAAUUUGGGAACGCAUACCUUCUUCAUGACGGCGUUGCCAAUCUGCUUUUGGUGUGGAUAUCCUGACCUGGGGAUCGCUCUAGUGCAUAUGCUGGCUGCUGGUGUAUAUUUCAGUGGCUUUGCAAAGGAUCUCGUAUGUCUUCCAAGACCGCUGUCACCUCCGUUGCAGCGUAUCACAAUGUCUGGCUCGGCUGCAUUGGAGUAUGGCUUUCCUUCAACGCACACUACAAACGCGGUCUCUGUGGCCGUCUUCUGCCUAUACAACCUCUGGGCCGGCCGGGACGAGUACGCACCGCUCACUUUCAACCUCUUGGUAGUCGCAUGUCUGUGCUACGCCACAUCUAUCAGCAUUGGGCGCAUGUACUGCGGUAUGCAUGGCUUCUUCGACGUCAUUUUUGGAGCAGCCUUGGGAGCUCUCAUUACCGGUCUGCGAGUGGCAUACGGUUUGGCCCUCGACACAUGGAUAAUAGGAGAUGGCUGGAUACGUCCCACCGUUGUCGUGGCCAUCUUGGCUCUGGCAGUUCGUUUCCACCCUGAACCAGCUGAUAACUGCCCUUGCUUCGACGACAGCGUCGCUUUCAUUGGAGUCGUCAUGGGCUGCUCACUUGGGACGUGGCACUACGCAAAAGUCUUGACUGGAGCACACCCGCCGACAGAUGGUCUUGCCACAAUGUACGACUAUUCGAAUCUUGAUCCUCUCAAGUCUGCUGGGAGGUUGGUCGGAGGUAUCGUCGUGGUAUUCAUAUGGCGGGCAGUGAUGAAGCCAUUGCUACUAAGCUUCCUGCCUCCUGUCUUCCGCUUCAUCAGUCACUACGGAUUGAACAUACCUCGACGCUACUUUCUCCAGUCAAGGGACUACAACACUGUGCCACCGUUGAGAAGAGAUGACAAAGUUCUGCCUACCGCAUCCGAGAUCCCAGCAAUGCUCUCUUCGAUACGCCGGCGAAAGCGGACUAUUUCAGUGGGACCACAAUCCGAAGCCGAUGCACGAGAGCUCAUUGCAUCUCGCCAGCAGCUUCGACGAGAAGAAAAGGCAGCAGGCGGGCCAAAGCCAAAGUCUUCAUCCUCAUCUCUGAAAGCACCCACAACACCUUCCAUCGCCGAAGUACAGAACCCCAUGACUCCGGACGAAUCACCAGAGUCGGCGUCAUACAUGAUACCGGAGCCGAACGCAUCGAACAUAUCAACAUCAUCGCUGCAAGUCAAUGCCCCGGGCAGAGAACUCUUGACGCCACCGGCGAGUGAGAACGGAAAUCUCAGUGAUAGUGGCAAGGAAGACGAAAAGAACGAUCAGAAGAUGUUCUCGACGCUGGAGAAGCCCCGAAUCAGGUACGAUGUCGAAGUCAUCACGAAGCUAGUCGUAUAUGCGGGCAUAGCAUGGCUAGCCGUGGAAGGCAACCCUCUUCUUUUUGCAAAGCUUGGGAUAUCAUGA